ACAGUUACCGGGCCCACCAUCCUCCUUUCAACUUUUUCAUAUCUUCUUUCUUACCCAUUAACCACAUUCCAAUCAUAACAUAAAAAUAUCCUCCAAAGCGCCAGUUAUAUAUAUCCUGUGGGGCUGUUCACAGUAUUCCUUUCAAAUUGUUCCCGUUGACCAUUAGAAAAUCUAAUCCUAUUCUAACACAUGGCACAAGCUUAUUUAAUCAACAAGCAUCUUGCGAGUGCACAAAACUUAUAAUACACAUUGCUGUACUCGAUAACAGCCGCAGACAGAUUUUCUUGCUCUCUUCUAUGGUAUAUCUCACUUAAUCCAUAAUCAUGCUUUUUAUAUAUAUUGUUAUAUAAAGCUAUACAGAUUUCACAUUGGAAAGAAACGAAAGCACAGAAGAAAAUUUUGGAAGAAAGGAAAAUGGCGACCGUCGGUGGAAUCAAAGAAGUUGAUGGGAAUCAGAACAGUCUCGAGAUCGAAAGCCUUGCUCGUUUUGCUGUCGAUGAACACAACAAGAAACAGAAUUCGCUUCUGCAAUUUGAGAAGGUUGUAAACACGAAAGUGCAAGUGGUCUCUGGUACGAUGCAUCAUAUUACGUUGGAGGCUUUGGAUGGGGAUAAGAAGAAAGUUUAUGAAGCCAAGGUGUGGGAGAAGCCAUGGAUGCAUUUUAAGGAGCUCCAGGAAUUCAAAUAUAUUGGUGAUGCUCCUUCUGGAUCAUCCUCUUAAUUCUGAGCUAUAUGGUGACUGGGGAUGUUUUUUAUGAAUCGGUAUGCUACUUUAAGUACAUCAUAUCAUAAAGUAUGUUCCAUGCUAUCCAAUGGAGCCAAAUCGUCCUCAGAAUCCUAUAUUUAUCUCUUUAUUAUGAAGACAACUGUCCUUAAUAUACUGUAACUCUGUUGAAAACAUCGAAUAAAUAAAUAGUGCAAUCGAUGAAUGCAGACCAGACCUUUAUGUUACUGUUGAGCAAAAUUUCCACUGGCUGUUAUAUUUCUGGGCCUUAUAUGUCCGGUAUAGGCUAUAGGAAUACAAUUCGCUCAUUAAAUCUUUCUGUUAUUAUUUGUUAUUAUUUGUCUAAUUAAGUGUCCGGUAUAGUCUUGUAUAGUUUAAUAUAAUGUUUAAAAUUGCAAA
Cannabis sativa is the source of this 1122-nucleotide messenger RNA. RefSeq names its product cysteine proteinase inhibitor-like. The record is from RefSeq and is a predicted model, not a curated record. Gene Ontology annotation, molecular function: cysteine-type endopeptidase inhibitor activity. NCBI's taxonomy places the organism in Eukaryota, Viridiplantae, Streptophyta, Magnoliopsida, Rosales, Cannabaceae. The coding region runs from base 415 to 720 and encodes 101 amino acids. The transcript is spliced from 3 exons.